This is a messenger RNA of Limulus polyphemus (Atlantic horseshoe crab), 1775 nucleotides long. RefSeq names its product elongation factor Tu, mitochondrial-like. Gene Ontology annotation, molecular function: GTPase activity; GTP binding; translation elongation factor activity. The record is from RefSeq and is a predicted model, not a curated record. Lineage: Eukaryota; Metazoa; Arthropoda; Merostomata; Xiphosura; Limulidae. Gene Ontology annotation, cellular component: mitochondrion. Gene Ontology annotation, biological process: mitochondrial translational elongation. The coding region runs from base 1 to 1545 and encodes 514 amino acids. The transcript has a single exon.
AUGGAGGGGUGCUUAUCAGUAAGACGCUACUUGCACACAGUUUUUCGUCGUAAGUUUUGUUCAUAUUUUUCAAACGAUUAUAGUUUUAAUAAUUAUAGGGUUACAAUAUAUUCGGUGUCUCAAUUUUCAUCCUUAGUCAGCAGCAGGCGACUUGAAAAACUUGGCAGUUAUGUACCUCUUGUGAAAUGUCGUUUGCUUAAUUCAGAAUCAAGCAGUAACAAUGUUAAUGAUACUAUUGACAAAUUCGAGUCAAAGCCUGACUUGAGGUCUUCUAAUAAGAACAAAAACAAAAUAUGGGAGAAAAGAGAAAGUAAAACUGAUUUAAAAUCAACUGAAAACACAGAAAAAAAACAUGUUAAUAUUGGCACAAUAGGUCAUGUUGACCAUGGAAAAACAACACUAUCAUCAGCAAUAACAAAAUACUUGUCUGAGAAAGGUUUAGCCAAGUACACGACUUAUGAAGACAUCGACCGUGCACCCGAGGAAAUAAAACGAGGUAUUACAAUUAAUGCUUCACAUAUUGAUUACUCUACCGAAACUCGUCAUUAUGCUCAUACAGACUGUCCAGGUCAUGCUGAUUAUAUAAAAAAUAUGAUCUGUGGAACUUCACAGUUGGAUGGCGUUGUUUUGGUUGUUGCUGGCACUGAUGGACAGAUGCCACAGACACGCGAACAUUUGCUUUUGGCUCGACAACUAGGAAUUAAUCAUGUUGUUGUUUAUAUCAAUAAGGCAGACUUGGUUGACGAUGAAGUGCUUGAACUGGUAGAAUUGGAAAUUAGAGAGCUUUUAGUUGAUUUUGGAUUUGAUGGCAAUUCUGCACCUAUAAUCUGGGGAUCUGCAUUACUUGCGUUAAAAGGUAAUACAUCUCAUUAUGGAGAAGAAUCAAUAAAACGUCUUCUGAAUGCUUUGGAUAGUUAUAUUCCUGUCCCAACCAGAAAUCUCUCUGCACCAUUUUUGCUUCCUGUUGAAUCAGCUUUAACAGUGCCUGGCCGCGGAACAGUUAUAAUCGGAACCUUGACUCAAGGUGUAGUAAACAAAGGAGAUGCAGCAGAAUUAACUGGAUGUGAUGUGCUAAUUAAAACUAUAAUCAGUGAUCUUCAGAUUUUCAAGAAGUCUUAUACGCAGUGUUUUGCUGGUGAUCACUUAGGAGCUUUAGUACGUAACGUGCGUCCUGAAACAGUCUUUCGUGGAAUGGUAUUGAGCAAGCCAGGAGCCGUAAAGAUGCACAAUCAUUUUAAAGCUCGCAUGUAUCUUCUGUCCAAAGGUGAAGGAGGCAGAAGCAGAGCUAUAAAAUCUUGUUAUAUACAACAACUAUUCAGCAGGACUUGGAACGCCGUUUGUCGUAUUGAUGUAUGUGAUAGUGGAAUGAUAUUACCAGGUGAUGAAGGGGUUGUCAUUUUAACUUUACAGAAGAAAAUGAUCAUGAUGCCAGGACAACAAUUUACAAUUCGAGAAAACAACGUGACAGUGGCCACUGGGAUUGUUACAGAACUGUUACCAAAUCUAGAAAAUGUUUCACAUCUAGGAAAAAUCACACCCAAAUAGAUUAAAUAAUGUUUAUUUAAAUCAUUGUAUAUUUAUUUUGUUGAACUGAAAUGGAUCUUGUUAUACAAAUAAAAAUGUAUUCACUUUUUAAUGUUAUUAAAAACCUAUAAAUCAGCUUAGUUGCAAAAAAGUUAUUCAUUAGAUUUGGAAAAAUAGUGAAUUUAAAAUUUAUACCAGGAUUGUCUCGUUCCAGAUAUAACAAGUGAAUUCACGACAACCACUUUUGUGUA